Epithele typhae is the source of this 3834-nucleotide messenger RNA. Its product is annotated as kinase-like protein. Gene Ontology annotation, cellular component: cytoplasm. Gene Ontology annotation, biological process: protein phosphorylation. The record is from RefSeq and is a predicted model, not a curated record. Lineage: Eukaryota; Fungi; Basidiomycota; Agaricomycetes; Polyporales; Epitheliaceae. The coding region runs from base 1 to 3834 and encodes 1277 amino acids. The transcript is spliced from 20 exons. Gene Ontology annotation, molecular function: ATP binding; protein serine/threonine kinase activity.
AUGUCUAAGGUCUCGUCAUCGUCUGGUUCCGGUUCCAACAAGCUGCUGAGGGAAUAUCAAUUGGGGGAUUCAUUAGGAAAGGGCGCAUUCGGCCAAGUUUACCGGGCUCUCAAUUUGGCAAACGGAGAGACUGUGGCAAUUAAGGAGAUUCAGCUGAGCAACAUUCCGAAGAGCGAGAUUGGGCAGAUAAUGUCCGAGAUCCAUUUGCUCCAAAAUCUCAUUCAUCCGAACAUUGUCAAAUACAAGGGCUACGAAGCCACCCCGGAAUAUCUGUACAUUAUACUAGAGUUUUGCGAGAAUGGCUCGUUACACAACAUCUGCAAGAAGUUUGGCAAGUUCCCGGAGACGCUGGUCGGGGUGUACAUCGCCCAAGUUCUAGAGGGGCUCGUGUACUUGCAUGACCAGGGUGUCAUACACAGAGACAUCAAGGGAGCGAACAUUCUCACCAACAAGGACGGGUGUGUCAAGUUGGCGGAUUUCGGUGUGGCCAGUAGCACUGCAGCGGGCGCGGUUCGGGACGACGCCGUCGUGGGCAGCCCGUAUUGGAUGGCACCGGAGGUCAUCGAACAGUCUGGCGCAACGACCGCUUCCGAUAUUUGGAGUGUAGGGUGCACCGUCAUCGAGCUCUUAGAAGGCAAACCGCCUUACCACUUCCUCGACCCCAUGCCUGCACUGUUCCGGAUCGUGCAAGACGACAGCCCGCCGAUCCCGGAGAGUGCAUCACCCAUCGUCAAGGACUUCCUUUACCACUGCUUCCAGAAGGACUGCAACCUGCGCAUAUCCGCGAAGAAGCUCCUACGACACCCGUGGAUGGCGGCCGCGCGCAAGCAGCUCGCCGCACAGCAGGACAAGGCACCCGAAGUUCGCUUAGGCGGGGCACCCGAGCGGAGGCCACUCAGCAACUACAACUUCGACGACGCUCUGCUAAAGGUGCAGGAGUGGAACGACGCGCUGAAGUCGCCGGCCAACCGGCCCUCAAAGCACCCAGAACGCCAUAGGAAGACGUCCGCGACGGCACGCCCAGGGUCUCCGCUCCCGUCGCCGACGGCGAUGAUCGCGUCGGUACAGGCGUCCCAUCUCGCUGGACCGCCGCAAUCGAUGUUGCUCGGCCGUGGAAUGAGCUCCUCAGCGCCGAACGGGAAGCAUGUUCCUACCGGCACGCCUCUUGGCCACAUUCGCGAGACGUUGCCCAUGCCGUUCAUCCUUCAGGCUCCGGAAGAACAGACAGACAACUGGGAUGAUGAUUUUGAGGAGGGUAUCUCGCUGUCGAAAUUGCAUGUGGGUCUCGACAAGCAACCCGUGGAAGAGGAGAAGCUAGAGGUAGAUGACAACGCGAAGACAAUUCGUCCAGGGCACAGCCCUCAGGGCAUGGGCAGGAACGCACCUCUACCAGUCUCCAAGGCUCCCCAGCCCCAGAUCGCACCCAUCGCAGAGGACAACGACUUUUUCUUCGAAGAGGGGGACGAGGACAAGCUGGAGGAGAAGGUUGCUGACCUCAGACUUAGGAAUUCAGUUCGCAAGGGCCUCUUCCACCCCAACGACAUCAAGAUGUUCGGAUUGCAGCCUCCAUCCCCAGGCCCCAUGACCGCCCCUCUUCCUGGCCUCUCCCAUCGGAGGUCGCGUCCCUCGCUCAGCAUCAUGCCGUCGGGACCCUCGAGCGGUCCAACGUCGGCCCGCGCUCACUCCCGAUCGUCAUCGUACGCAAACGAGUCGUUCGGGCGCGAGGCUGCGAAACGGCUGCAGGGCGACUUCGACAAGUACGCGGAGACGGACGACGAGGACUACGAGGAUGUGUUCGGCAAGGUGAACGGGUCGAGCGCACAGCCUAUGGAGACGCUGCAGCUCAACACUCGAUUGUCGAACAAGUCUUGGUUUGGCGACGAGGAUGACGAGGAGGAUCCGUUUGCAGAGAUCGACGAGGGUUACGCUGAGGAAGAUCUCGAGGCCAAUCUCCAGCGUGACAAGUACGCGCGGCUCUCGAACAACGUCACCCAGCUUAUCGACGAGCUUACGCCGUCCGCGCCGGAUUUCCAGCUGCGAGAUGCUUGCGACCAAUUGCUCAACAUCGUGCAAGAAACACCUGAGAUGCAGUCCCAACUUGUCUCCGCCCACGGAAUGCUCGCGAUUGUGGAGGUUUUGGAGUCGAGGACCUCGCGCGACGUCAGCAUUAAGCUACUCCAAAUCAUCAACGCUCUCGUCACAACAGACAUGGGAUUCUUGGAGAGCUUCUGCCUGAUUGGUGGCAUCCCAGUUAUCAUGGGAUUCACGUCCAAGAAGUAUCCACCAGAAUGCCGCUUGGAAGCGUCGCACUUCAUCCGGCUGCUCUGCCACGCGUCCGUACUGACGCUGCAGAUGUUCAUCUCGUGUCGCGGGCUGAAGGUGCUCGUUGACCUUCUGGACGAAGACUACUCAGAGCAGACGGAGCUCGUCGUGCACGCGCUCAACGGCAUCUGCAGCGUCUUCGAUCUGCAGAGCCCGACGACCAAGAACGACUUUUGCCGGAUGUUCAUCCGCGAGGGCCUGCUCGAUCCGCUCACGGCCGCGCUACUCAAUGUCAUGAUGAACCGCGGGGACGCCGCGGCGGACAUGAACAAGAAGAUCAUCCAGAUCAUUCUUGUGUUUUGCCAAGUCUCGCAGUCCGACAUCCACGUCCGGAACGCGCUGGGAACACGAAAGAUCGUCCGCCGUCUGCUCAGAGCGUGCGAGAUGCUCCAGCCCGAGUACCUGGUCCAGAUGCUCAAGGCAGUCAAGCACCUCUCCAUGAACGCGAACGUUCUAGAAGUCUUGCAGAACGCAAACGCGAUCGAGAUUGUGGUCAAGAUCCUUGAUGAGCAGUGCUCUGGUCCGCUGGGCACGGAAAUGUCAAACCACAUCAUCCAGACGUGCUACAAUCUCUGCCGCCUAAACAAGUCGCGCCAGGAAGAGGCCGCGCAGGCGGGGAUCAUCCCCUGCUUGAAGCGCAUCAUCGAGUCCAACUCGCCGCUCAAGCAGUUCGCGCUCCCGAUCCUUUGCGACCUCGCCAGUGCGGGGAAGACUUGCCGGGUCCUGCUGUGGCAACACGACGGGCUGGGGAUGUACCUGCGCCUUUUGGAAGACCCGUACUUCCAGGUCAGCGCGCUCGAGUCUAUACUCUCCUGGUUGCAGGACGAAACGGCUCGGAUCGAAGACGAGCUGAUGACAACAGAGUCGCUGGACGCGCUCCUCCGCUGCUUCGUCGCGGCGAAGGCGAAUUCGUUCGAGAACCUCCUCGACCCGUUCCUCAAGAUCUUCCGAAUAUCGACAAGCAUCACGAUCGGGAUCGCGAAGGCGCAGUUCUUCAAGCGGCUGAUCGACAAGCUGAGCUCGAGCAAGGCGAUCGUGCGCCUGAGCCUGCUCCGGAUGCUCCGCGCGGUGUGCGACGUGCACCCGAACCGGGCGGUGCUCGUCGAGCGCUACGGGAUCUACGAGUUCGUCGAGCGGCUGAGCAAGGAGGACGUCGCGGUGCUCGUCCGGGAGCUGGCGCGCGAGAUCGUGCCGACGCUCGCGCCCGCGCUCAAGCCGUCGUCGCGGCUGUCGAAGGGGAUCGACACGCCGGGCAAGGCGGGCAAGGCGAUCGCGCCGAAGCUCAAGCGGCGGCACGCGUCGGAGUCGAUCAUGGGGACGCCGGCGGGGAUGGGCGCGCGCACGGCGAGCGGCGGCGGACCCACGCACGCCGCCGUGAGGAACGGGAAUGGGAACGGGAACGGGAGCGGGAGUGGGGGAGGGAGCAGGGAGGGGUCGCGCGGCGUGUUCGCGGGACGCGCGCCCAGGCAGCUGCUGAACGAGAUCCCGUGGCAGGGCCAGGACCGGUGGUAG